Messenger RNA from Staurois parvus, 306 nucleotides. NCBI's taxonomy places the organism in Eukaryota, Metazoa, Chordata, Amphibia, Anura, Ranidae. The record is from the annotation of a GenBank genome assembly.
AUGCACUCUCCCAAGAAAAAAAAAAAACCUCUCUAGCAAUACACACCAAACUGAGCAUGUGCAGAGUGUCUCCAUACGAUAUGUCUUAUCAGAAGAUAAGAGGGGAGCACUGGAAGAAAGGGAGGAUCAGAGAAGUCAGGAUCAAACAGCAUUUUUACACAAUGCAGAGGAUUAACCCCUUAGGUUUCGCAGUGAGUAUAUCAACAUGCUGUACUGCAUAUACAGACUGAUUUUACUGUUGUGGGUUUAGUAACACUUUAAUGCUAUACAUUUGACUAGGCAAAAAAAAAAAAAAAGUUCAAUAAC